Nycticebus coucang (slow loris) is the source of this 4726-nucleotide messenger RNA. It is a transcript of the gene GLP2R, whose product is annotated as glucagon like peptide 2 receptor. The transcript has 13 exons. The record is from RefSeq and is a predicted model, not a curated record. NCBI's taxonomy places the organism in Eukaryota, Metazoa, Chordata, Mammalia, Primates, Lorisidae. Bases 493 to 2139 code for a protein of 548 amino acids. Gene Ontology annotation, cellular component: plasma membrane. Gene Ontology annotation, molecular function: peptide hormone binding; glucagon receptor activity. Gene Ontology annotation, biological process: cell surface receptor signaling pathway; adenylate cyclase-modulating G protein-coupled receptor signaling pathway.
GCCUUUAUGGACCUGCCUCAGCCUGGCCUGCACAAGCUUGAUGCCUUAGAAAGAGAUAUCACCCAUCAAAGAGACAUUUGCCUCCGAACUGACUCAGAGCCCAUCGUCCCCUGCCGGCUGUCCCUCUACAGCUCAAACCCGAGCCUGUCUCAGCCUGGCUUCGUGCACGGAGCACAGCCCAUGGUGUGGAGCCCACUGACUGCCUUGCUCUCUCUCCUUGGCCUGCUGAGGAAAUCCCAGGGCCUGCAGCUGACAUGGGGAAGGUCUGGGAAAAAUCUCCCUGCUUUUGGGGGGGCGGGGGCGGGGGAUGAGCCUCUGCUGAUGAGGACCUCUGGAGAUUGGGUAGGUCGCUCUAGACCAGUUCAGACGCUCCUGGCGCAGCGUGGAGAGGAUUUGUGCAAACAUUUCUUCUCUGGACAAAGAGGAAUGCAAGAGGCCGCCUAUGGUAGAUGGUGGACUGCUGGAGAGAUGCGCCCGCACUUGUGAAAGUGCAUGAGGAUGAGGGAGCCAGAACUGAGCAGGGCGAGGCCUGGGAGGGGAGUGGGACCCCUGGCCGCGGGCCCUGAGCUGCCCAUGGGCAGCCCUGCCCCCUCCCCUAGGAAGACCUUGCUCCGGACCCCUGGGAGGCCCUUCCUCACCCUGGUGCUGCUGGUUUCCAUCAAGCAAGUUUCAGGAUCUCUUCUCGAGGAGACAACCCGUAAAUGGGCUCUGUACAAACAGGAGUGUCUGCGAGACUUACUCAAGAAACCCUCUGGUGUAUUUUGUAAUGGGACAUUUGAUCAAUAUGUGUGCUGGCCUCAUUCUUCUCCUGGAAAUGUCUCCGUGCCCUGCCCUUCAUACCUACCUUGGUGGAAUGAAGAGAGCUCAGGAAGGGCCUACAGAUACUGCUUGGCGCAGGGAACUUGGCAGACGCAAGAGAACGCCACAGAUAUUUGGCAGGAUGACUCUGAAUGCUCUGAGAACCACAGCUUCAAGCAAAACGUGGAUCAUUACUCCUUGCUGUCAACCCUGCAGCUGAUGUACACCGUGGGAUACUCCUUCUCUCUGAUCUCCCUCUUCCUGGCUCUCGCCCUCCUCUUGUGUCUCCGAAGACUUCACUGCACACGCAACUACAUCCACAUGAACUUGUUUGCUUCUUUCAUCCUGAGAGCCAUGGCUGUACUGGUGAAGGACAUCGUCUUCUACAAUUCUUACUCCAAGAGGCCGGACAGUGAGGAUGGGUGGAUGUCCUACCUGUCAGAGAUAUCAACCUCCUGCCGCUCAGUCCAGGUUCUCCUGCACUACUUCGUGGGUGCCAAUCACUUAUGGCUGCUGGUUGAAGGCCUUUACCUGCACGCCCUGCUGGAGCCCACAGUGCUUCCCAAGAGGCAGCUAUGGCCCAGAUACCUGCUGGUGGGUUGGGCCUUCCCUGUGCUAUUUGUUGUCCCCUGGGGUAUUGCCCGUGCACACCUGGAGAACACAGGGUGCUGGGCAACAAAUGGGAAUAAGACAAUCUGGUGGAUCAUCCGAGGACCCAUGCUGCUUUGCAUAACAGUCAAUUUCUUCAUCUUCCUGAAAAUUCUCAAGCUUCUCAUUUCUAAGCUCAAAGCCCAUCAAAUGUGCUUCAGAGAUUAUAAAUACAGAUUGGCAAAAUCAACGCUUGUCCUCAUCCCUUUAUUGGGUGUUCACGAGAUUCUCUUCUCCUUCAUCACUGAUGAUCAAGUACAAGGAUUUUCAAAACUUAUACGACUUUUCAUUCAGUUGACACUGAGCUCCUUCCAUGGAUUCCUAGUGGCCUUGCAGUAUGGCUUUGCCAAUGGGGAGGUGAAGGCUGAGCUUCGGAAGCAUUGGGUCCGCUUCUUGCUGGCCCGCCACUCAGGCUGCAGAGCCUGUGGCCUGGGUAAGAACUUCCGGUUCCCGGGCAAAUGUCCCAAGAAGCUCUCGGAGGGAGACAGCGCUGAGAAGCUUCAGAAGCUGCAGCCCUCACUUAACAGUGGACAGCUCCUGCACCUGGCCAUGAGGGGGCUCGGGGAGCUGGGUGCCCGGCCCCACCAGGGCCAUGCACCCUGGCCCCGGGGCAGCAGCCUGUCCGAAUGCAGCGAAGGGGACGUCACCCUGGCCAACACCAUGGAGGAGAUACUGGAAGAGAGUGAGAUCUAGGGUGGAGCCCCUGCUCUGGCUCUGCGCCUGGUGACUUCUGAGAGGGCUGAGGAAAGGGGAGGCAAGGCAGGAUGGAUGUUACCAAGCUCAGAAUUGUUCCCUUCCUGUUUCACCAUGCCACUUGACAGGAAGUCUAUUUCAAGGUCCUCAAGCUCUGUGUAAUGCUCAUACCUUCUGCUUGCCCUUGUCACCCUAAUAACCCCCACCAGAAUGACUAUGAGACCCUGGGGCCUGGCCUGAAAUUCAAACAAGUGGACCCCGCCAUGAAGACAGAGGUCUCCCAUUACCAGUGUCUCUUCCUUUACCUUCAUGGUCCACAGUUUCCAGCUGGGGUUGGGUUUAGGGUGCAUGAGCAUUACCUAGGAAGACUCAUGGCCAAGACUCUAGGAGAGUGAGUCUGGGCUGGGGCUGGGAAUUGGGACUGUUUAACAAGCAUCCCAGGUGACGCUGAUGCAAGCCCAGCCUGGAAAACACUGGGCAAGCUGGGAGGGAGUGAGAAGUGCCCCCGACGGGGCCUAUGUCCGGGUCAAGUGAGAGGUGUUCUGCAUUCCCAGCUCUGCUGUGAUGCACCCUGCCCACCCUGGACUGUGUGUCACCCACCAGAACCCCCUCCUCUCUUAAUCCUCUGUGCUUUCCUGUCCAGCCUUGCCUCUCUCUCUCUGCCUCAGUUCUCUGUCCGGAGUCCACAGAAGUUGUUUCAUCUGUACUAACCCCAUCCUUGCUCUGAGGAUUGGCCCCAGGGCCCCAGGGACCCUCUAAAUGUUGUCCUGGGUUCUUUCCUCUCUUUUUGGCUCCAUCUGCCUUUCUGGGCUUGGCUUCUACAAGCCUGACCUGCUCCGCCAUUCCCUUGGGACAAGGAAUGUCCCUGCCAUUUUCGAUUUGCCACCAAUGUGUUGAUGAUAACACCUUCUACCCUGGGAGGUCUAUGCGGAUGAGAAUUCUCCUCCCUGGAUGGGAAAGGAUGCUGAAAGCCGGAGGUGAAGUAACGGGACUCUGGCUAAAUCUGGACACGCUCAGGGUAGCACUGAAAGACCCAGGGCUCUGCAGCAGCUGGGCUGUGGGACCUGUCCUACUGAUGGGCGUUCUGAGUCUCGUGGCAGCCCUUGACCUCUGGAGGUGGAGGAGGGCUGGGGCAAUUGGGGUCAGGUUCAAAGACUGAAGUUAUAAGGUGAGAGGCUGAAGGAAGAACAGGGGAGGAACAUCCAAUGGAAACAGUGUGUUAGAACCCAGGAGUGUCACUUUCCCAGUGUGUAAAAUGCAUGUGGACAUGGGUGGAGUAUGUUGCCAUGAGAGUGAAUAUGUACUACCUUAUCUGGGGGGGGGGUGGCGAUAUUACACUUCUGAAGUAGGGCUGCCAUAUUUAGCAAGUAAAUACAACAGAUUAAAUUCAAAUGUCGGAUAAGCAAUCUUGUGUAAGUGUAUCCCAUGGAACGAUUUAAUAUGACAUCCUAAUUUAAUCACACAUCCUGUCUUUUAGCAGCAUCUCUGUGUUCAAGGAUACUUUUCAGUGGGGCUGGGAGAAGGGUGAGGCAACUAAGGUUUUCACCUCUAAAAAUACUCAGUGAGCAAAAUAAAUCGUAUUUCAGUGAAUAUUCUAAAAAGUUACAUCCACAAACUCCAGCCCACAAAUCCUUUACAGAAAUAAAAUUUUACUGGAACCAGAGCUCAAAUACAGGUGAGACAAGUGAGGCCAGCUCAUGCAAGUCCAGACUCCCGGGCUGACCUCAUCUAAAAUGUUGGUAUUUUGUUCAUCAAGCAAGGAUUUUAAAUGAUUGCAUGGAAAUAUGAUUUAUCUUGACCACUGGGCCUUUUGGUGUCCCCUUAAAUUUUGUACUGUGGUGAAUGCCUCCCAGCCUUGGUUUGCAAGAUGGAGAUGGAAGCCAAGUUUUCCAUCCUUUCAUUUCCUAAUGAAGUGCAUGCUGCAAGUGCGCAGUGAAACAUAGAUUUAUUGACUCGGUGCCUGUGGCUCAAGCAGCUAAGGCGCCAGCCACAUACACCUGAGCUGGCGGGUUCGAAUCCAGCCUGGGUCCGCCAAACAACAAUGGCGGCUGCAACCAAAAAAUAGCCAGGCGUUGUGGCGGGCGCCUGUAGUCACAGCUACCUGGGAUGCGGAGGCAGGAGACUGGCUUGAGCUCAGGAGUUGGAGGUUGCUGUGAGCUGUGAUGCUACAGCACUCUAUCCAGGGCAACAGCUUGAGGCUCUGUCUCAAAAAAAAAAAGAAAAGAAACAGAUUUAUUGUUUGCUGUCCAAAUUAUCCAUAGUUUAUUCAUUCAAAUACUAUGUCCUUCUAAUGUUCCCUUUUCUGCAAAUGCCCCUGCCUCAGCUCAUCAGCCUGAGGGUUCCUAGAAAGCUGGGGCCACCUGUAUUCCUGGCACAGACCCAGCGCAGUGCUGUUCACACUAGCUACACGGCACACGUUCCUCAAAUGAGAUGGCACAGGAAUGUCUCUGAGGAGCCUCUAAUGCUGCUGGGAUAAGUGAUCUAGGAUCUUGCCCUCAUUAGGCGAAACAUGUUUUGGGGUUUUUUUUUUCGCCAAAGCAUUUUUUAAUACGCCCUCCACAUCUCAUCCCACACACUGCUUGCUCUU